This is a messenger RNA of Leptosia nina, 1848 nucleotides long. NCBI's taxonomy places the organism in Eukaryota, Metazoa, Arthropoda, Insecta, Lepidoptera, Pieridae. The record is from the annotation of a GenBank genome assembly.
AUGUCUGUAAGUGCUAGUGCGGAGAAUCUAUCCACCGAUGCUCAGAGUUGCGAUGGAGGAUCAAUGUGUUUGGAAUUGGCGCUGGAAGGCGAGAGACUAUGCAAGGCAGGGGACUGCAGAGCUGGAGUGGCCUUCUUCCAGGCUGCCAUACAAGCUGGGACAGACGAUCUACGGACACUAAGUGCUAUAUACAGUCAACUCGGCAAUGCCUAUUUCUAUUUAGGAGACUAUAAUAAAGCAAUGCAGUAUCAUAAACAUGAUCUUACGUUAGCUAGGACAAUGAAUGAUAAGCUAGGCGAAGCGAAAGCAUCUGGGAAUCUCGGUAAUACAUUAAAGGUGAUGGGCAAAUUUUCGGAGGCGAUACAGUGUUGCAAACGCCACUUAGAAAUCUCGCGAUCGCUUGGAGAUAAACUGAGUGAAGGCAGAGCUCUUUAUAAUCUGGGGAAUGUUUAUCAUGCGCAAGGGAAGCAGCUGGGCAGAUCGGGACAGAGCGAUCCGGGACAGUUCCCCCAGGAAGUCAGAGAGUGUCUGCUACAAGCUGUGACUUACUACGAAGAGAAUCUCGAGCUAAUGCGAAGUGUUGGUGAUCGUCAAGCGAUGGGUAGAGCGUGCGGCAAUCUUGGCAACACUUGCUACCUCCUGGGCGACUUCACGAAGGCCAUCCGAUACCACAAAGAGAGGUUAAGGAUCGCUCAGGAGGUCGGUGAUAAGGCGGCUGAGAGGCGAGCGAACAGCAACCUUGGGAAUUCGCACAUCUUUCUCGGACAGUUUGAAAACGCUGCAGAACAUUACAAACGGACGCUCGCGUUGGCCGAAGAAUUAGGAGACGCCGCAGUGGAGGCCCAAGCGUGUUACUCCCUCGGUAAUACCUACACUCUUCUACGAGAAUACCGUAUAGCUGAGGAGUACCACGCCCGUCACUUGACAGCUGCAAGGAAGCUGCAAGACCGCGUGGGAGAAGGCCGUGCUUGCUGGUCGCUAGGCAACGCACACGCCGCCCUCGGCAACCACGAAAAAGCACUGUACUACGCUAAAGAACACUACAAUAUUUCAAAAGAGCUGGGAGACGUCUUAGGAAUGGCAACGGCGCAAAUGAACAUUGGUGACCUAUGCAAAGUCCUAGGGCUUCCUGUUGACGCGGCCGGAUCUCCGCCCUCGCCCCGCUCUACCUCACCGCCGCCAGCGCAGCGUACGCCUUUCAAUGCUCUGCGUGUAAGAAGGCAAAGCAUGGAACAACUUUCACUAAUACAGAUAACACCCGACGCUAAGAAGAAGGAGGAGGAGAAACGUGACGGAGAAUCCCGCGAGAUGGCGCGAGGCGAGUCUGAAGAGGGGGAACACCCCGCCGAAGUUUUUAUGGAACUCGUUGCAAAGUGUCAAUCACACAGAAUGGACGAACAGCGAGCCACCCUCGACAAAGAAAACAGACCACGGGAACUGCAACGAUCUUCGAGCGCCAACUCAAAUGCGAAAUCCGAAGCAAUGACCGACAUGCUGAACAUGAUAAGUAGCCUGCAAUCCGAGAGAAUGGAUUCGCAGCGGGCGGAGCUGCGACCAGUCCAGAAGAAGGAGAGCAAGGGCACAUCACUGCCAGGUCUACGUCCACAGCAGACACGGAGCACUAAACCUGAAGACGAUUUCCUCGAUAUGAUCGCUAGAGUACAGGGUUCACGCCUCGAAGACCAGCGUUCGGAGCUACCACGUCCAAAGCCCAAGGAGUCUACGGUACCAGAUGACGACUUUUUUGCACAAAUCAUGAAGGCGCAAUCCGGUCGUCUUGAUGAUCAGCGCGCCACGAUACCUCUUCAAGAUCGUCAGAACAAGGCCGCAUCCGGUUCCAAGAAGUAG